Molecule: messenger RNA, 4829 nt
Organism: Nyctereutes procyonoides (raccoon dog)
Lineage: Eukaryota; Metazoa; Chordata; Mammalia; Carnivora; Canidae
Gene: CFH
Product: complement factor H
Exons: 22
Coding region: 107-3820 (1237 amino acids)
Source: RefSeq, a predicted model, not a curated record
UUUGAGCAAAUGCUUUCCUGCACUACCCACAUUUUUUUAGAGAAAGAGAAGUUGACAUAGUGUGAGUGGUGUCAGCUAUUAAAUGUAUUCCUAAAAGAUCCUCAAAAUGAGAUUUCCAGGGGAGAUCAUUUGGCUUAUAUUGUGGACUGUUUGUGUUGCAGAAGAUUGUAAAGAACCUCCUCCAAGAAAAGAAACUCAAGUUUUGUCAGGUGCCUGGCUUCAACAAACAUAUCCAGAGGGUACUCAGGCUACAUAUAAAUGCCGACCUGGAUUUAGAACUCUUGGAGCUAUUAUAAUGGAAUGCAAGAAUGGAGAAUGGGUGGCUCUUAAUCCAUCAAGGAUAUGUCAGAGAAGGCCUUGUGGACAUCCUGGAGAUGCUUCUUUUGGUUCUUUUCAUCUUGAAAGAGGAAAUAAGUUUGAAUAUGGUGCAAAGGUUGUUUAUACAUGUAAUGAGGGGUAUCAGUUAAUAGGUAGGAUUAAUUUCCGUGAAUGUGAACCAGAUGGAUGGACCAAUGAUAUUCCUAUAUGUGAAGUUGUUAAGUGUUUACCAGUGACAGAACCAGAGAAUGGAAGACUUGCCAGUAUUGCAUUGGAAUCAGACCAAGAAUAUAGUUUUGGACACGUAGUACGAUUUGAGUGUAAUUCAGGUUUCAUGCUUGAUGGGCCUUCAGAAAUCCAUUGCUCAGCAAAUGGUAUUUGGAGUGCAGAACAACCGAGAUGUGUGGAAAUUUCCUGCCAAAAGCCAGAAAUUAUAAAUGGAUAUCUUACUUUUGAGAAACAAACUUACAAGGAAAAUGAACGACUUCAUUAUAAAUGUCACAAGGGUUAUGAAUACAGUGAAAGAGGAGAUACUGUAUGUACUAAACUUGGAUGGAUUCCAAGUCCUUCAUGUAAAGAAGCACUAUGUCCUCCUCCUAAUAUUCGAAAUGGUGACUACACACCUAAAGCCACCAAAUACAGAAGUGGAGAUGCAAUCACAUAUCAUUGUAAAAGUGGCUUUUUUUCAACGAUCUAUGGAAAUAAGGCAACAUGUACUGAUGUAGGCUGGGUACCUCUGCCAAGAUGUAGUUUGAAGCCUUGUGAUUUUCCAGAAAUAAAACAUGGAAGUCUAGAUGAGCAAUAUAGAUCAUACUUUCCAGUAGCUGUAGGAAGAAGUUUUUACUAUCGCUGUGAUGAUGAUUUUGUGACUCCUUCAGAAAGAUACUGGGAACCCAUUCAAUGUACACCAGAAGGAUGGAUGCCAGAAGUACCAUGCCGCAGAAGAUGUACGUUCCACUAUUUGAAAAAUGGACAAAAGCCACAGAGAAAAAACUAUUACCAAGGUCAAUCUGUAAGAGUUAACUGUUAUUAUGGUCACAGUCUUCAAAAUGGGCACAAUAUAAUGACCUGUACAGAGGAUGGUUGGUCCCCUCCUCCCGAAUGCGUUCCUCUCAAAACAUGUUCAACAUCACAGAUAAAAAUUGAAAAUGGAUUUUUUUCUGAAUAUGAACUUACAUAUGUCUUGGCUACAGUAACCCAAUAUCAGUGUAAAUCAGGAUAUUUAACACCAGAUGGUAAAAUUUCAGGAACAGUUAAAUGUCUGGAAAGCGGAUGGUCACCUCAACCCAUAUGCAUCAAAUCUUGUGACAUGCCGGUACCCGAGAAUGCCAGAAUCAAAAGUAAUGCCACAUGGUUUGGACUCAAUGACAAUGUGGACUAUGAGUGCUAUGAUGGAUUUGAAGGCAGACAUGGGCACACAGGUUCCAUAGUGUGUGGUGAUGACGGUUGGUCUCAUAAACCAGCAUGUUAUGAAAUAGAGUGCAAGAUUCCUAAAAUAGAUGCACAAUUACUUCCUGAUCCCAAAAAGGACAAAUAUAAAGUUGGAGAUGUGUUAAAAUUCUCCUGCAGACAAAGAUUUAUAAGAGUUGGACCAGAAUCAAUUCAGUGUUACUACUUUGGAUGGUCCCCUGCUUUUCCAACAUGUAAAGAGCAAACAAAACACUGUGCUGCACCUCCUCAUAUUCUCAAUGGAGAAGUUAAGGAAACACAGAAGGAAAUCUAUGAACACAAUGAUUUGGUGGAAUAUGUUUGUGAUACUAGAUUUCUGAUGAAGGGUUUUAAUAAAAUUCAAUGUAUUGAUGGAGAGUGGACAGACUUGCCUAUGUGUAUUGAGGUGGAGAGUACUUGUGGAGAUAUACCUGAACUUGAUAACGGCUCUGUUGUUGAGUCUUCUGACCCUCCCUAUCACCAUGGAGAUUCAGUAGAGUUCAGUUGCAAAGAAGAAUUUACAAUGGUUGGACCCAAGUCUAUUACCUGUAUUAGUGGAAUGUGGACCGAACUUCCUCAGUGCAUUGCAACAGAUGAACUUAAGAAGUGUACAUACGAACUGACUAAAUAUGAGGCAAAUCCAUUAGAUAACACUAUAUUUAAUCAUAAUGACAACAUAAGUUAUAAAUGCAGAAGAACAUUAAAGCAGAAGAACUCAACGUGCAUAAAUGGACAAUGGAAUCCUGAACUAACCUGCACAGAAGUUGAAAAGCAGUCAUGCCCCCCUCCACCUCAGAUUCCCAAUGCUCAGAAUGUGGCAACAACAGUGAAUUUUAAGGAUGGAGAAAAAGUAUCUGUUGUCUGUCAAGACAAUUACAUAAUUCAGGAUGCAGAAGAAAUUGUGUGUAAAGAUGGAAGAUGGCAGUCAGUACCACGCUGUGUUGAAAAAAUCCCAUGUCCUCAACCAUCUCCUAUAGAACAUGGAACCAUUAAAUCAUCUAUAUUUUCAGAAGAAAUAGAAGAAACAUCAAAACCUAAGUCUUACCCACAUGGCAGCAAAUUGAACUACACUUGUGAGGAUGGUUUCAGGGUAUCUGAAAAGGAUGAGAUAACUUGCCAGAUGGGAAAAUGGAGUUCUUUACCUCGGUGUGUAGGGCUUCCGUGUGCACCACCAGCAUAUAUGGUUACACAUGGUAUUCUAAUUCAAAAAUCAGACAGUUACCAAUAUGGAGAAGAAGUGAUAUAUAAAUGUGAUGAUGGUUUUGCAAUUGAUGGACCUGCAUCUGUAAAAUGUUUAGGAGGAAAAUGGUCUAAUCCACCAAAAUGCAUAAAAACAGACUGUUUUAACUUACCCAGCUUUGGUAAUGCCAUACCCAUAGGCCCGAAGAAAGUAUUAUAUAGGUCAGAAGAAAAAGUGACUUAUAGAUGUCCAACAUAUUACCGUUUGGAUGGACCCAAUUUUGUACAGUGUCUUAAUGGCCAAUGGAUAGGAAGUCCAGUAUGCAAAGAUAUGUCCUGUGAGAGUCCACCCAAAGUGAAAAAUGCUAAUGUACUAAACGAGAGGACUAGGUAUCUACCUGGUUGGAGUGUUCAUUAUGAAUGCAUCAAACCUUUUGACCUGUUUGGAGAAGCAGAAGUGACAUGUUUAAAUGGGACCUGGACAAAACCACCUCAAUGUGGAGAAUCUAAAGGAAAAUGUGGGCCUCCUCCAUCUAUUGACAAUGGAGACAUUACUUCAUUCCCAUUAUCAGCAUAUGCUCCAGAAUCAUCAGUAGAAUACAAAUGCCAGGCCUUGUAUGCACUUCAGGGAAACAGGAUUGUAAGAUGCAGAAAUGGACAGUGGUCAAAACCACCAAAAUGCUUAGAUGCCUGUGUUGUAUCAGAAGACAUCAUGAAAAGAAAUAACAUACGAUUUCGAUGGUCUUCUGAGACAAAACUGUAUUCUCAAACAAGGGAUACUGUUGAGUUUGAAUGUAUCCCUGGAUAUCAUUCAAAGACAAACAAUCAAGCAUUCCGAGCAGUCUGUCAUGAAGGGAAAAUGACAUAUCCUGUUUGUGUAAUAGGUUAUAGUUAAAUGCAGUUUUAUAAUUAAAGUAUAUACAUUUACUGAGAAUUUUUAUUAUCAGUCCAAUUCUCAGUUUAUUUUGUCAAGUAUUGUGUAACUCAUUUAUAUUCAUAAAUCAGAAUUUGUAUUAAAUAUGAUGUGGAUGAUGUAAUUAUAAUCAGAGGAAUGAAUAAAUCACUUCUUAAAAGCACCUCAUUAAAACUUGGCAAGCCAAAAUGCUUUGUGUCCUAUUCAUAAAAUAUCUAUGGCAAGAGAUUAGGUCACUCCAGUGUCUACUUCUAUCCAUCUUUCCCUCUAACUUUCUCAAAACGUCUUCCAUAACUUCUGAGUCUGCCUGAGACUCUCCAUUUCAGAGUAAAUGGGAGAAAAUGCUUUUCACCAUUUUCAAGAUAAUUUCAUUUCAAAAACAUGUGAAAACCUAACUAUGCCAUACCUUAUUAAUAAUACGAUAUAAGUAGUUAUUAUUUACUUUUGCUUAUCUGUCAAUAGCAAAAUGAGCAAAACCAAAAAAUGAUCAUAAAUGCAAGAUUUUCUACAAGAUGGCUAUAUAGCACACAUAAAAAUUCAAACAUAUCAUAAAGAGAAAUUAGAAUCUAAUUGGGUGCAUAACUGUCAUAACAUGAAACGUGACAAAAAAUCUGAUUUCAAGUAUAAACACACAAUAUUUUGAACUCUAUAAACAUAUAUGUUUAUAGAAUCUAUAAACAGUAUAAGCAUAACUGUUUAUAAAACAAGAACUGUCGGGAAAUACAAUAAAAUAUUUACAAUAACUACAGUUGAAUUUAAAGGUGCUAGGAGUAAGAGUUGGUGUUUAAGCCCUUAAAAGUCACCUGUAUUGAGAAGACUGGGUGGCUCAGCGGUUGAGUGUCUGCCUUCCACUCGGGGCAUGAUCCCAGGUCCCCAGAUAGAGUCUGCAUAGGGCUCCCUCUGGGGAGCCUGCUUCUCCCUCUGUCUGUGUCUCUGCCUCUUUUUGUCUCUCAUGAAUGAAUAAAUAAAUAAAAUCUUUUUUAAAAAGUCA